Trichoderma virens Gv29-8 is the source of this 666-nucleotide messenger RNA. RefSeq lists its product as uncharacterized. NCBI's taxonomy places the organism in Eukaryota, Fungi, Ascomycota, Sordariomycetes, Hypocreales, Hypocreaceae. The transcript has 5 exons. The record is from RefSeq and is a predicted model, not a curated record. Bases 1 to 666 code for a protein of 221 amino acids.
AUGACUUCUUACAUGCAAAACCCUCUGGUGUUGAACCCCGAAUCUUCCCAUCUAUCGUAUGGCUUCGCCGACGCCGCGCUACUUCACGCUUUUUUCUCGCUCGCAGGCUUGUACCAUGACCUUAGCGUCGGAACAAAGAUAACGCCACUUUCUCUCAUGCAUAGAGGGGAGACACUGAGAUUAGUAAACGAACGGAUAGCACAGACACCAUUGCAACUCAGUGACGGGACAAUCGGUGCUGUAGCUGCAUUAGCGACAUUUGAUAUGGUCGACCACAAAGCGCUCGUUGGAAUCUGCAAGGACUUCAACAAAUGGUUGUUCAAAGAGGUGGUUUACGAAUCCUUGGAAGGGAGGCUCGGGAUUUUUGUGGAUCAUGGUUAUUGCAAAGAACCAUAUGUUGGAGAUUCUGAACGAAGAUACAAGGAAACUGUGCCAAUUGAUGCUUCCGAAAAAUGGGGCGCCGUCACGUACCACGACUACAAGACUACCUCCUCCUGUGGCUACCUGGCGAACGCUGAAGUCUACGAUGCAGAAGCGGUCGGGGCCUUCGAGGCCAUAAAACUCACCAGAACGCAAAUCGCGUUGAACCCAGACAUUAAGGAAAUACUCCUUUUCUUAGAUAACUCUGCGGUGCUAUACGUUAUCACUAAAGUAAUGAAAGAGUAG